GUAAAGUAAUGACUGUGGCAAUCAGCCUGAGGAAGCACUGCAGAAAACAGAUAUUGCAGCAUUUUUCUGCUUCCACUUGUGAGGAGGAUGUAGUAAGAGGUGGGUCUCUGCUUACUGGGAGAAAAUGGCUGCAAGGAGCCACGAACUGCACUUGGAAAAAUGAUUCUCCUUAACGUCAGGCAGGAAUUAUGAGCAGCUCCUGUUACUUGCAACAAAGGGACCAAAAAAGCUUCAGAAGGAGAAUGCUCAGCUUCAGGCUUGCCUACAUUUUCUCAUAUAACUUGUUCCAGUUCUGUGGACACACAUGGAUACUGGCUAACAGUAUAGCCAGAUUUCUUACAUUUGGACAAGAUGCCUUAGCAGACACAUUUUACUCUGUUGGCUUUGUGAUGAGUCUGUGCCAGCUGUUCUCCAUCCUGGAACUUUUCCAUAUCGCAGAUGGGAUUGAGAAAGCCAGACUGCUUCCUCGCUUCAUCCAAGUUAUGGAGAAGAACCUCCUGCUGAUCAUGGUCAUCAUGCUGGAGGAGAUCCAGAGUAAACCAGUCGUGUGUGUACUGUUCUUCUUAUGGAAUAUUCUGGACCUCCUACGAUAUCCACACGAGCUGCUGUGUGUUAUGGACACACCUUCCACUGCCAUGCUGUGGACCCGUUACACACUCUGGAUCCCCUUAUACAUCCUGUCAGUGGCCACUGAAGGUGUCACUAUAUACCAGGCCCUGCCUUAUGUUGAGUCAACAGCACCAAACUCAUGCCUGUUGAAUUCAACGGCGUCAGCGCACAUUCACCUGCCCGUCCUUCUGAUGCUCUGCCUGCCUGCUCUCACUCUCGGGGCGUUUGUAACAGUCUGGCAGCUGCUGAAGGAGAGACAACAACAAAUGGACAAAUGGAACAAGAAGAUGAAAAGAAAAUGACUGAAUGGACUGAAUGCUUUGGUGGUUUAAAUUUUUGUUGCUUUUGUUACUUUUUUUUAACUCAGAGUUUGAUGUCUCUAAGAUGUGAUCAAUAAAAUCUAAAUUACAAGA
This is a messenger RNA of Scatophagus argus, 1022 nucleotides long. It is a transcript of the gene hacd4, whose product is annotated as 3-hydroxyacyl-CoA dehydratase 4. Bases 189 to 911 code for a protein of 240 amino acids. The transcript is spliced from 7 exons. Gene Ontology annotation, cellular component: endoplasmic reticulum membrane. The record is from RefSeq and is a predicted model, not a curated record. Gene Ontology annotation, biological process: sphingolipid biosynthetic process; fatty acid elongation; very long-chain fatty acid biosynthetic process. Gene Ontology annotation, molecular function: 3-hydroxyacyl-CoA dehydratase activity. NCBI's taxonomy places the organism in Eukaryota, Metazoa, Chordata, Actinopteri, Scatophagidae.